AUGUCAGCCGAUAAUUUGGAUUUGCUGGAAAAAAUAAAUUAUCUUAAAAGUUUAAGAGCCAUUCGCGAACGUUCAAAUAAAAUUUAUCAAAAGGGCGAAACCAACAACCUUGAUCAUUUCCAUGUAAAUCUAUCAAAUAUCCAAGAGGUUAUUAAUGUAAUGGCCUCACUUAUUAAGCGUGAUUAUAAAAAUAUCAAUGAUAUUCCACCUCAUGGCCGUUGGCGUCAUUUUGAUGUUGGGGGGCAUUCACGUAUUUGGACUCUGAUCAAUUCUUGGAAAGAUGAUUGUGAUACACUUGAAAUAACUCGGAGAAUUCUUGAUUUAUUUGUUGUGUCAGUUUUGUUAGAUGCUGGUGCUGGAAAUACUUGGUCUUAUAAGGAAAUUGGAUCCGGUGAAGUGUAUAAUAGAUCUGAAGGAUUAGCUAUCGCUUCAUUGGAUAUGUUUAAGUCUGGCAUUUUCUCUAGUCAAGAAAAUCAACCACAUCAAGUUAAUGCUGACAAACUGAUAAAUAUUAGUGUAAAUGAUGUUAGUAAAUCUUUUCAGGUUAAUGAUAAUAACCUUUUGGCAGGUCUUGAAGGUCGUUCCAAUUUGUUGGUUAGGUUGGGUCAUGCAUUGAAAAGUCAUCCUGAGUUUUUUAAAUUAAAUGAUAAUUUGCCACCAAGACCUGGAAAUUUAUUAGAUUAUCUUUUAUCAAAUUCGAUAAAACAAGAGAAUGAUAUUGUGGUAAAAAUUGAUACAUUAUGGUCAGUUAUUGUUGAUGGUUUUUCAGAUGUCUGGCCUCCAACAAGAACUUCAGUGGCAGGAAUUUCUCUUGGAGAUGUAUGGCCAUUUGAUGGUCUUAAAAAAACAUCAGAUGCACAUGUCGAUGAUCCUACAGAAAACCUUAUUCCAUUUCAUAAACUUUCGCAAUGGCUAACUUAUUCGCUUAUGGAACCGAUCACUAAAAUAUAUGGUGUUAAAUUUGAGGGAGUAGAACAUUUGACUGGAUUGCCAGAAUAUAGAAAUGGUGGUCUUUUUGUUGAUACUGGUGUUUUAACUCUCAAAUCAAUUGAUAUGGAUCGUGGUCUCGAUUACGCCAAAAAAUUUUCAAAAAAUGAUUUGGAGGUUGUUCCGAUGUUCGAAGCUGAUGAUUCUUUGGUGGUUGAAUGGCGUGCCAUGACAGUAAUUCUUUUAGAUAUAGUAGCACAGAGAAUUAGAGAUCACCUUGGUUUAUCUGAACAACAACUCUCAUUAGCUCAAGUACUUGAGGCAGGGACAUGGAAAGCUGGAAGAGAACUUGCUGCUUCUUUACGUCCAAAGACACGUGGACCUCCUAUUGCUAUAAAAUCUGACGGAACAGUGUUUUAA
Molecule: messenger RNA, 1347 nt
Organism: Entrophospora sp. SA101
Lineage: Eukaryota; Fungi; Glomeromycota; Glomeromycetes; Entrophosporales; Entrophosporaceae
Source: the annotation of a GenBank genome assembly